AUGAAUGAAGAAAAUUCGAACUCGAUUACGAAUAUGAACAGAAAUAACAAGCUUAAUAUAAUGGAGAAAGAUAAAAUAUGUCCCCCAGUAAAAAACAGUAAAAUGAUGAACAGAGAAGAUAUAAAUGUAAAUAAAGAAGUGCGUGUGUUGGAUGAAAAUAAACCAUGUAGUAGCAAAAAUAAGAAUUACAAUGUUCAUGAACAGAAUAAAAAAAAGAAGAAUUUGAAAAAAAUUAAUGAAAAUUUAAAUGAAGUUCAGGAUGAUUUAGUACAGAUCAGCAAGGACGAAGUAGAAAGAAUGAACAGCAGCCAGUUUCCAGAACGAGAGGCACACAAAGGAAAGAGAAAUACACAUAAUAAGGAUUUCAAGAAUGAAAACCAAUCUGAGCAGACCGGGAAGAAGACAGAAAAACAGACAGAGAAGCAAACUGAUCAACCAACUAACCAGCAAGCGGAUCGACAAACGAACCAACAUAUCGCUAGCCAGAACAACCAUCAGGAAGAAAAUCUGGAAUUUAAGAAUUCAAAACUUGCUGAGAACAGCACAAGUGGAGAUAAUAACGAAAAAAGAAAAGUGGACUGUAUGAAUAAAAAUUUCACAAAUUGCAGUAGUAUUGACAAUAUGAAAAAAAUGAAUAACAGAUCGUACUUUGAGCGAGAAUCGAUUAACAGGGGCACUUAUCCAACUGAACGUGUUUCACAAACAGAGAAAAAUGAUAGUGAGGUAAAUUACCAUAAUGAUAAAAGGAAAGAAAAAAACAUCUUUGAGAAUGAUAAAAAUUUAAAAUAUUCUAGUAGAGAAAGUAAUUAUGGCUUAGAGAGUAACAAAAAUGGAUAUUAUAAUGAAAGAUGUGUAGAUCGUUCACCUUAUAAUGUUGAUAAGAAUAAAAUAGGAAAUUUUAACAAUGGUGUAAAUAACUUUUCGCAUGUUAAAAGGCCGUACAUUGAGCCAAACCUCUUCAAUCAGAGAAUUAUAAAAAAUAGCAAUAUUCAAGGAUUUAACAAGUACUACUGUCCGUAUGAAGAAAUUUGUGCUGAUAAUAAUAAUAAUAAUAAUCCAUUAAGGAAUAUGCAUAACACAAAAGCUGUGACGAUUAGUCCAGAAAAUGGCGAAAAAAGCGAUAAGAACAAUAGUAUAAGUUGUAACAAUUUUGGGUAUGCAAGUAUAGCACCCCCCACAAGUACAAAAAGCAACAAUCAACAGAAAAUUGAAUAUUUCGAAAAACAGUUAGUUGAUAGUUCGAAGAAAAUUCAUGAAACAAUUUCGUACAAUUCCCAAAAUGAUGGAGAAAAUAAUGACACAUAUGUAAACGUUGGAAAUCCACAACAACAUGUAAUUCCAUCUUAUAUAGAUCCAUUCGUAAAUAAGGAAGAAUCAGCAAGAGUUGGUGCAUAUCCAGAUGGUCGUUAUUGUACGAUCUCGAAAGAAAAAAAAAUACAUGAUCAAUAUUAUAGAAUAAAGCUAUGCCCAUUUUUAAAAAAAGGAUUAUGUCAGAGAGGAGAUAAUUGUUCUUAUGCACAUUCAGUGGAAACUUUAAGAAGUUGUAUGAAUUUAAUGAAGACUAAAAUUUGUAAACUGUGGGUGAAAAAUGAAUGCGAGAAUCAAAAUUGUGUAUAUGCACAUGGAGAAUUGGAAUUAAGAGCAACACCUGAUUACUACAAAACAAAGUUGUGUAAAUAUUUUGGUAAAGAAGGAGCAUGCCCAUCAGGAGAUAAAUGUAGACAUGCACAUGGUCAGGAAGAAUUAAGACAAAGGAAUUAUAGAAAAAACGAACUAGAAAAAUAUUUUCCAAAAAAUAAGACCAAUAUAAAAUUUUUACAUAAUGACAUUAACAUGAAGAGGCAAUACUCAGAACAUCUUCUGAACACAAUAAACAGUGGAAGUAGAAAGGAAAAUAUAGACAAAUAUGAAUUUAAUAAUUGGAGCGAAUUUAACCGUAACAAUGACUUUAGCAAUUUCACUAGCUGUUGUAUGGAGAAUCGUGUAUCCAAUUCAAAUGUUGAAAAUGUAGAAAAUGUAUCAGAAAACUUUGGCGAAAAAAGAAAAAUGUGUUUAAACCAAAUAUAUAAACCGAAAAAAAGGAAAAAUAUAAAACAACUUAUCAAGACUAAUGUAUCUGAUUGUCUUAUCAAGGAGAAAGAAAUAUAUUCUACUCAUAAUAUGUCCACGAAUAAUGAUUUAUAUACUCAACAGAAGGAUGGACAGUUCGACAGAACAAAGAAUGCUGCUAAUUGUUGUGCCAUUACAUAUGAUGCCAAUUAUUUUGAUAAAUAUGGAAAUUUCAAGGGCAGACAUGUUUAUAGUGAGCAAGCGGAAGAACAGAUUGAUAAGGAGAAAUUAGGGGAAGAAAACAGGAAUGAUUUGUGUCACUGGAUUUCUAACACGACUAACAGCACGGAAGUAGCAAUUAACGUUAAUGGAGAAAAAGAAGAAAUGGACGAACAAAUGGGCAAAGAAAUUGGCGAAGAAAUGGAAGAAGAAAUGGGCAAAGAAAUUGGCGAAGAAAUGGACGAAGAAAUGGGCAAAGAAAUUGGCGAAGAAAUAGACGAAGGAAUUGGCGAAGAAAUGAACGAAAAAAUGGAGGAAGACAAAAAAGAGUUCAAUUCAACAGACGAUGAGGGACACGAAAUGGAAAAAUCAGAAGAGAAUGGAGAAAAUCAGAUGGAAAGAAAAAAUAAGAUGUUGAAUGCUGAAAUUGUUCAUGCGAAAGACGAAAAUUCGACACCCAAAAAAGGAUCAUUAGAGAUGGAGAAUGAUGAAAGGGAGUUGAGUACAAAUGAGGAGCAGAACUCAGUUGAAGAAAAAUCUCAGAGUGAUCAUAUGAAUGAUGGAGAAUAUAAACUGUUCAGAAAAAAAAAAAAUAGAGAGGGAUAUAAAGAAGAAAAUUUCGACCAUAUCGAGGAUCCAAGCAGUGAGAAUAUGUCUAAUGGACGAAAUAGUAGCCAGUACGUUUCUAUUGGUAAAAGCAGCGUUGUGUAUGAAUCCAUUAAGAAGUGUAGCCAUAAUGAUUCUUAUAGAAAUAGCAACCAAAGCGAUCAUAAUGAAACCCAUGGAUCAGUAGAGGAAGAAAUUCAAAUGAAUGACGUAUUUGAAAUGGGAAUUGGAGGAGAAGGACAUAGAAAUUAUGCAGAUUUUAGAGAAAAUAAUCCAUUACUAGAAGAUGGUUCAUCAGAAAUGAGAAUGAAGGGAAAUUACGACUUUGAAAAUAAUAAACAUGAAAAUGGAGAUAUGGAUGGCUAUGAGAAUGGCGAUAUGUGUGACGAUAUGGAUGACGAUAUGGGUGACGAUAUGGGUGACGAUAUGGGUGACGAUAUGGGUGACGAUGUGAAUGGCUAUUUGCAUGACCUUGUGAACCAAGACGAGAAUUAUGACAACAGUUACGAAGUGAAUUAUUAUGAGAAGGAUGAUAAGAAAGAGGAGAAUUGUCAUGAUAAGGAAUCAGAACGCAUAAUUGAAAACAAAUACAAGUACACAGAACGAAUGAAAGAAAAUGAUGAACGCUAUUUAAAUAAACCAUAUGAAUUGAAGAACCACAUUCAUGGGAGUUGCAUAAACAAUGAUCCAAGGGAAAGUGACAAGUAUAACACAUUUAAAAAGUUCAAGGAAACAGAAAAUGAUUUCUCAAAGGAUACAAAUUUUAUAUUGAAGAAUCAAUACAGAAAGGAAAACGUUGGAAAGACAAAUGUAUCCCUGAGCAAAUUGGCUAGCUGCCCUACAACGAAUACUUCUGGGAAUUAUGGCCAAAAGAAUUUUAAUUAUAAGUAUAAGAAGUAUAAUAUGGAAAAUAAGUACGUAAAUAACUGUGGAAGUUUUGGGAACUACGGAAAUUUUGACAAAAACGAUUUUAAUAACCUAAUGAAGCUAAACAACAAGUUCAUCACGCAUAACAGAACCAUCAUUUCUGGAAUCAACGUCAACCAUAUGGGUGGGAAUAGUGGUUGUAAUGGCAUCGGACAUAUUGGAACACACAUCGAAGGAAAUAACUGCAGUGGAAACUUCCUAAAGGUAAGGGAAAUACAUGAGCAGCGGCAAAAGGAAAAAAACAGGAGCGAUAGAGAAAAUACAAGAGGAGAAACAAAGAAUUGUUAUGACUUAAAACAUGGCAAUUUAUUAUACAAAAAUUUUCUCAGAUCGUUUAACAAGACAUAUAUUACACCAUCUCAUAAUUCUUCAAAAUAUAACAUUGAAGAUUCACACAAAUGCUUACACACAAACUAUGACAAAACGAAUUAUUCACUUUACAUGCAGGAUACCAUACCUAAACAUAAUGAAAAUUACAAUAUCAUUUAUGACACUGGUAAUUAUAGAACAAAUUCACAUUAUGAUAAAAACAUGGAUAAUGAGAAUAACGGCAUGCUACAUGUCUCUCCCACAUCUCCCCUGAACAAAUUGGUCAACAACUUUAGCUAUUACAACUAUAAUGUAAGCAAUCUGAACUCGAAUCGAAACAACUGCUUAAGAUAUUUGAAUGUGGAAAUGAAUAUGGCUACCCAGAUACCCAUUCUUACGGCGGACAGGACGAAUUCGAUGGUAUAUCCAAGGGGGGCCACAAAUGGGGCCACAAAUGGGGCCACAAACGGGUUCACAAACGGGUUCACAAACGGGAUCACAAACGGGAUCACAAACGGGAUCACAAACAGAAUCACAAACAGAAUCGCAAACGAAGCUGUAUACAUGAUGGACAAGGCGAACACCUUUAACAGAAGAACACCAUACUCAUUAAACAGAGCUUAUGCAAACUACCAACCAAUUCUCAUAACUGAGCAACCCAGAAUUUUUCCAUCUAGCAAUGGUACACCAAAUAAUUGGCCCCAAUUGCAGCCAUACUCAAAUGAUCAUACAAAGAUGUUUUCGAGUAAUUCAAAUGUUUUAAAUGACACUGGUAAUAUGUACAAUAUUGGAAAUCGAGGUGUAAAUGUUCAAAUCAACAAUAACGGAUAUGAGAAAAACUGUGCUUUGUCCAAUGUUGCAAUAGGUAAUAGUAGUCACAAUAGAAGUUCCUUUACAUGCUUAGGUACGGAUAUUAGUAGCCCCCAUAUACAUAAGGAAAAAUAUGAGGUAUCAUCUUCAUUGAAUAUAUCACAUAAUGAUAGAUCGGGUUCAUCAAAAGGUUCGUUAAGCCUCAAUUCAAAUAAUGGAAAUGGAGUAAAUGUCCAGAACAAUGGCAUUAAUGGUGAUGAUAAUAUGAGUAAUGGAGAAAUUAUAAUAUGUGGAAGAAACGGUGGAAAUACAAGAGAAGCACUGAACACGAACAUUCAUACUGGAAAAGCCAAUCCGUGCGAAAUGCAAAUUACGCAAAACACCUCGAGAGAGAGAAGAAAAAGAAAUACAUACAUGCCAUAUAAUACAUACAAAAAUUAUGAUAGAAGAAUGAACAAUGGAUAUUUUAAAAACUACAGGAAUUAUAAUAACAAUAAUGUUUACACCAAUCAGAUAUAUACUAACCAGGUCUAUAGUAACCAAAUCUAUGCUAACCAUCCUCUUUAUCGUACUAAUCAAUCUUACUACAACAACCACUUGUAUACUUACCAGCGCCCGUAUAACCAUGACAAAUACAGUAGCUACACUCAUAACAACACCCCCUAUGACAUGAACUUUUAUAAUGGCAAUCCCUAUAACAGCAACCAAUAUAAUGGCAAUCCCUAUAACAGCAACCAAUAUAAUGGCAACCCUUACAACAAUAACUCCUAUAACAACUAUGAUUAUAACGGCAAAUAUACAUAUGGAAAUAUACCGCCCCCCUACGAUGGUAUAUACCCAUUUGAUAGUGCAUACCUUUAUGACAGCUUGCCAUCCUAUAACUGCAUUCAGUCUUAUGACAGUUUGCAACCUUAUAACAGCAUACAUCCCUAUGAAAGCAGCAUCCUGCAAGGUGAUAACUUUCAUCACUACAGCUCAUCUCCCCAUCAUCGGAACAACCACUAUUAUGGUGGAAUCCAUCCAUAUGGAAGUGCCCAGAAGUACAGCAAUGAUUACAACUAUAAUGAUAACCACAUCCACGUCCACAAUCAAAGCUAUAACUAUAACCAGAGCUACAACAAUUGUGGUAUUAACAAUAAUCACGUGUAUAACAGCAACGACCAUAAUUAUGAUCAGAAUAGCAACCUUUUAUUUGCCAAUAAUAAUCACCCGAACUACGAACCAUAUGAAAAUAGGGCAAACAAAGAUGAAAACACUGUAAAUAUCAUAACUACGGAAAAAACUGAACUUAAUGAUCCUAUGAAAAAUGCAUCAGAGGGAGAGGAAGUAGCACAAGGUGCCCAAGUCAUCAUUUUCCAAAAUCCCAAAAAAUGA
Plasmodium gonderi is the source of this 6294-nucleotide messenger RNA. RefSeq names its product zinc finger protein. NCBI's taxonomy places the organism in Eukaryota, Apicomplexa, Aconoidasida, Haemosporida, Plasmodiidae. The record is from RefSeq and is a predicted model, not a curated record. The transcript has a single exon. The coding region runs from base 1 to 6294 and encodes 2097 amino acids. Gene Ontology annotation, molecular function: metal ion binding; mRNA binding.